Messenger RNA from Argiope bruennichi, 883 nucleotides. RefSeq names its product adult-specific rigid cuticular protein 15.7. The transcript has 4 exons. The record is from RefSeq and is a predicted model, not a curated record. Gene Ontology annotation, cellular component: chitin-based extracellular matrix. Lineage: Eukaryota; Metazoa; Arthropoda; Arachnida; Araneae; Araneidae. Gene Ontology annotation, molecular function: structural constituent of chitin-based larval cuticle. Bases 73 to 627 code for a protein of 184 amino acids.
GUUUGUAUAUAAGAGAGAGAGGAAAUCACUUUCUCAUCAUCCCAGUGUGAGCCCCUGAUCCAAACAACAACCAUGAUUGCAAAGAUUGUCCUUUUGUGCGCUGCUUUUGCAGUUGCCAUUGCCAACCCCAUCUUAACCACUUCCAUCAUCAACACAGGUGUCAGUACAAGCGCAAGAUCCCAAGACGGACUGGGCAAUUACGCUUUCAACUAUGGCAUCGGAGAUGGCUUGGGUGCCACCAAUGCCAGGGCUGAAAUCGGAGAUGCCGCCGGAAACAAACAAGGAAGCUACACCAUCACCGACAUUGACGGCAGAGCCCGAAGAGUCGACUACGUCGCCGAUGCUGCAGGUUUCAGAGCUUCCGUCAAGACCAACGAACCUGGAACCGCCCUCAGCGCCCCAGCUUCCGCUGCUAUUGCCAGUCCCUAUGCUCCACCAGUCGCCCCAGUAGCACCCGCUGUAGCUGCCCCUGUUGUUGCUGCAGCCCCUGCUCUGGCUGCAGCUCCUCUUCUUGCUGCCCCGGGCGUUUCUUCUUACAGCACCGUUAUUGGACAUGGAGCUACCCUCGGCCUCCCUCUUGGAGCUGGACUUUUGGCACCUGGAAUCGCCAAGACCAUCGUUUGGUAAACGAAGAUCCUUCUGACCUAAAGCAAACAUCAUACAAAUAGAAAUUAAAUGGAAACUGACCAAAGGAAAACCAAAUCUUAACCACUUAUAGGUACCACCAUCUUUCCAUUAACGGGUAUCAAGAGUUGGAAUAAGCUUCAUGUGCUUGGUCUUUCAUGUAAAUAGUGUUGGCACAAAUAAAAAAAAGAUGCUAAAAUUUCUUGUAUUUUUAGUAGUUCACCAUUCACUUUCCAGAAAUAAAAGACAAAUAUUUUAA